AGCGCCAUCGAAGGUUUUUGCAUCGCAGUUUAUUAUUAUUUUUAUUUUACAAGAAAAUGCAGAGCCAGCAGCUUCUAAUAUGGGCCAUUUUGGCCUGCUGCCUUGUGGCCAUCAAAUCCACGCCCAUUAGCGACACAUCGGAAUCGUCGGAUGAAUCAACGUCGCUGGAGAAGCAGCAGGCGAAACGAGACCCCACGAUGACUGGCGGUGAGGAUUUCGAGCUGAGGUUCCCCUACGAUGACGACGACGCCCUGCUGGAUGGAGAAAAGUGGAACCGCGUUGAGAACAAUGACUGGGACGUGCUGAUUUUCACCCAGCAGUGGCCGGUGACCACAUGCUAUCACUGGCGCGAGGAUAAUCCCGAUCAGGAGUGCUCGCUGCCGCAGAAGAAGGAGUUCUGGACUAUUCACGGCAUUUGGCCAACGAAGCUGCAUCAGUUUGGGCCGAAUUUCUGCAACAACUCUGCGAGCUUCAGUCCGGAGAAGCUGGAACCCAUCUCGGAUCGCCUGGAGACCUUCUGGCCGGAUCUCAAGGGCGAGGACACACAGGAGUGGCUGUGGAAGCACGAGUGGCAGAAGCACGGCACCUGCGCCAUGCGCAUCGAAGCCCUGGACAAUGAGCUCAAGUACUUUGAGCAAGGACUGAUUUGGCGAGAGGAUUACAUUAUGUCGCGCAUCCUGGACGCCUCGGACAUACACCCGGACUCCAACAACACGGUCACAGCGAUCAACAAUGCCAUUGUGAAGGCGCUGGGGAAGAAUCCGUCGAUCCACUGCAUGUUUGAUAACAAGCACAGCAUCAGUUACCUCUCGGAGAUUCGCAUCUGCUUCAGCAAGACGCUGGAGCUGAUCGAUUGCGAUGGCGUGAAGCAGGGCGAUGCGGUAACAAUUGUCUAUCCCGGUGGCAAUAUCACCACCAAUUGCCAUAUCGGUAGCCUCGUCCACUACCCGAGUUUGGUGCCACCGCUGCAGAGGAAAAGGGAUUGGAAGUUCCCACUGGUUAAUGUCUACAAGCUGCUGCAGUUCCUCAUGUGGUUCACCUUGUAAACGGCAAAUGGGACUGGGGGCUUUGGACACAUGAUCUUACACAUUAUUGUAUAGUAUUUUCGAGGCGCGCCUUAGGAGGACUUGAUGGUUAACUCCACCCUUGUUUCUAUUCAUCCACUGAUUUGACGUACACGAUCCAGCGGCGGAGGUGAACAAUCAUAAACGUAAAUAGCUUCAAAUUUAGUGAAUUUUAUGCAAAUGGUUUCAUCAUCUAAUCACCUUAUUUCCAUUUAUCCAUUGAUCAUAUUUUGUAUGCACCUGUUUUUAAUCUAUUUUUAUGGAACGGCUUAAAACUAAUGAUAAAAAGUUCCCUUUCUUAAAAAUCUCUAUCAGCUUUCUAUUCUUCUAGUUUGUAAGCUCUUUUUUGUUGAUACUAUAUCAUCGAUUAAACAUACUGGCGGAUAUCUAAAAUAUCUUUAUAUUAAUUAGUAAGCCUUCAUUUUGUUCAAUUAAACAAAUUCCUUGAUUUUUACACUAAAAAGCUGUUUUUGAUUUGGUUUGUUACAUGAUAAAUCGAUAUUCUGUUUGAUAUAUCGGAGGUUAUCUAAAAUUAAGUUUUAAAAUAGAGCUGGAAAUAAGUCUAUUUUGAGUCAAUCAAUCUUUCUAAAAAAUUCUACAAAUAUAUACAAAAAAUCGAUUUUUUAUCUACAAAUAUAUUAAUUAUCGAUAUUAAUCGAUUUGAUUUUGAGCUCUAUUUUAAAGAUUUAAUAAUCGUUAAAAAUGAAAUUUAAUUAAAAUUUUAUAUCUUCUCUUUUAUUGAUAUUUAAAUAACAAAGAUAUUUUCAAUAUAAUCGCCGUAUGAUAUAUCGACUCCCUCUUCAACUUUUAAUAAUUAUAAUGAACUAAUUAUAUCAGUUUCCACCAUCGUGUUUAUCGUCCUAGCUACUAAGGCUCACAUUUUGUUUCAAAUUAAAAAAAAAAACAUUGAAUUGA
Drosophila kikkawai is the source of this 1979-nucleotide messenger RNA. It is a transcript of the gene RNaseX25, whose product is annotated as Ribonuclease X25. Gene Ontology annotation, molecular function: RNA binding; ribonuclease T2 activity. Gene Ontology annotation, biological process: RNA catabolic process. The record is from RefSeq and is a predicted model, not a curated record. NCBI's taxonomy places the organism in Eukaryota, Metazoa, Arthropoda, Insecta, Diptera, Drosophilidae. Gene Ontology annotation, cellular component: extracellular region.